Caenorhabditis briggsae is the source of this 1236-nucleotide messenger RNA. RefSeq names its product Protein CBR-TAG-235 (gene Cbr-tag-235). The record is from RefSeq and is a predicted model, not a curated record. Gene Ontology annotation, cellular component: nucleus. Lineage: Eukaryota; Metazoa; Nematoda; Chromadorea; Rhabditida; Rhabditidae. Bases 1 to 1236 code for a protein of 411 amino acids. The transcript is spliced from 4 exons. Gene Ontology annotation, molecular function: histone binding; histone H4 acetyltransferase activity. Gene Ontology annotation, biological process: subtelomeric heterochromatin formation.
AUGGUCAUGGAGGAUCUCACGAACGUCGACAGGAACCGAAAAUACAUUUCGGAUGGCUUGCAAGCUGUCAAAAUGACUUUUGUGCAAGACAUCAACGAGAUGAACACCGCACCUCGCUAUUCUCCGGACAUGGUCUAUCAACACUUCGGUGAGGAAGAAACAAUCUAUGGAUACGCUGAUUUAGAAGUGACAAUUCACCACUCUGCUCAAACCCUCUACAGUUAUAUCAACAUUUGUUACUCGAGCAAAGCCAAAAACGACAACGGACUUGAAGCGGACGAUAUUGAAGAUAAGCUAGUGCACAUCGAUGUCAGACCCAAUGUGCUUGUUACUGAGAAAGGGGCAUUCAAUCAGAAGCUGAUUAGUCAGAAGAAUUUCCAGCCAUAUGGAGAGAUGGUGCACAAGUUCCAGAGCAAAGGAAAAAAUUUCGAAGUCUACAGAGUGACUGAGCAAUCGGAAGACUUUAAUUUAUUCCUCGAAAGAAUCCAGACACUUGGAAUGUUCUUCAUUGAGUGCUGCUCGCUUACCGAUAACACCGAAGAGAACUGGCUUCAUUAUUUCAUAUAUGAAAGAUGCGAUACAGGAGAAGGAGACGGAAGUACUAUUGCAAAAGUUGCUGGAUUCGCCACUCUCUACAAGUUCUACAACUAUUUCGAGAAAGUUCGUCCACGCAUUGCUCAAAUGCUUCUGCUUCCACAAUACAGAAAAUCCGGAAUUGGUGCACAAUUCAUGGAAUCCUUCCUUCGCGAUCUUCGCGCCACUCCAGAAGUAUUCGAUGUGACUGUGGAAUCACCUGGAGACCAGUUCACCUUCCUGCGUGACUACGUGGAUUGCAUCAAUUGCAUGAAUCUUCCUGAAUUCUCUUCCGAAAAUCUCAAAAAUGGAUUUUCCGACAAAAUGCGCAUGGCAGCGCUUGACAAGCUGAAGAUCUCGAAAGCGCAAUCGCGGAGAGUUUACGAAAUUCUUCGUUUCCGCCAGACGAACAAAAAAGACAAGGAAGAUUUGAAAGCUCAAAGAAUCGACGUUAAAAGACGCCUCUACGCACCAAUGAAAAGAUCGGAACGCGAUUGGAAGCGUUUGAAUCUGGCGUUGACCCAGGAGGAACUUCGGCAAGCUGCGUGUGGGGAAAUGGACGAGGAGACCAAAUUCUCAACUCUCACUCAAAUGUAUGACAGACUCAUGGAAUCCUACCAAAAGACUAUUGAUCGCAUCGAAGCUCACCCCAAAAUUUUCUAA